Messenger RNA from Aspergillus alliaceus, 527 nucleotides. RefSeq lists its product as uncharacterized. The record is from RefSeq and is a predicted model, not a curated record. The coding region runs from base 107 to 484 and encodes 125 amino acids. Gene Ontology annotation, molecular function: calcium ion binding. The transcript has 4 exons. Lineage: Eukaryota; Fungi; Ascomycota; Eurotiomycetes; Eurotiales; Aspergillaceae.
UGCUAAUAAUAUCAUAUAUAAAAGCCCCUUUAUUUUUCCACUCAUCCUUUUGGAUCACUCCAAUAUCAUAAUCAAACCUAGCGUUAGAUCAUCAAGCUUCUCAGAAAUGGGAGGCAACUGGUCUGACAACAAGGGCACGGAAACUAUUGACCCCACGAAGGUUUCGCGCAGGAAUGAUAACUCCCUAGACAGCCGGCUUGAGGAUGAAUACCAUUACAUGGGUGAUUUAAUUCAGGGCAUGAAUCGCCGAUAUAGGGAAGAGGAAGAACGAGCACGGCACCAGGGCAAGGACGCUCUGAAGGAAUUCCACAAAAAUGCGAUCAGGCCCGACGAAGCUCAGCUGCUCGAGCUAUUCAAAAAGUCUGACACAGAUAACGAUGGUUACGUUACUGUUGAUGAGUAUGUCAAAGGUGUCAAGGCUUAUCUUCACGAGCAGGAGUUGCAGGACUUUGAACGUCGGUAUAUCAGGUUAGCACGAUACUGAGUACUCAAGACACCUUUUAGUAUCGUGAAUCGGUAAAGGCUAG